This is a messenger RNA of Pseudo-nitzschia multistriata, 5017 nucleotides long. The record is from the annotation of a GenBank genome assembly. NCBI's taxonomy places the organism in Eukaryota, Bacillariophyta, Bacillariophyceae, Bacillariales, Bacillariaceae.
GGAAGGACCGGGAAGAAACAGAAGCAGGGCUCUUUUCUUCUCCCGGUUGACGCCGUCGGUGCACAAAGGGGGGUCGGAAGGCAGAUACAUUGUCCACGAUGGACGGCAAUCGUCCCUUCGAUUCGGCCUCCGAUCGCCAAGAGGGCAAGUGGAUGCAAUACCUCCGGCAGGACUUUCUUCUACCGAACCACACCGGCGAGAACCACACCGGCGACGAUGGCGAGGGAGACGACGACAGCAACAGCACCCGUUUCUUUGUCAGCGAGGCGUCCACGAGCGAGGCGGAUUCCCUCGACAACCUCAUGCGGCUCGGUGGGGUAGACGAAAACCUCUUGCUGCUGGACCACCCGUCGAGCGAGGAGGAAGUCGUUUUUCUCCACCCGCGGGACGGCGGGGACGGGGACGGACCGGAGCCGGAGGACGGGAACGGAUCGAUCUCCCUGGAACACUCCCCGGAGACCACGACCGGGGCCCUUCCGUCGUGGGCGCCCGCAAAGCUGCUUGGGACCCCCCCGCCGAAGACGCUGCCCCCGGCCACCGGUUCCGGGGCGGAAGGGGAGGGCACCCCCGAUGCGCCUCCCCCGCUCCCCCAUGGAUCGGUCCAGGCCUCCGCGGCGACGAAGGAACACCAGCACCCUUCCUUCACGCAAAGCAAUCCGCGGGGAGACCGGCCGCUGCCCCCCUCCGCGGCCUAUUCGCCCGACAACAUGAGCCUGUCCACCUUCGACACGAGCUCUCCGAACCGGUGGAACAACAAGGUGGAACUGGACCUGUCGCUCAUCCAGGCCACCAGCGAGAACAGAAGCAAACGAACCGGUCCGAGAGGGGGAGCACGGAACGAAGGCAUCGGAAACGACCCUGCUGUUCCGGCAAAACCCGCCGAGUCGAGCCACGCCACAAACCAUCGCCGCAACGUAUCGAUCGUGGGAAUGAGCACGGUGGAAGGCAACUACCGCACCCAGGCCCGCGAGAAACGCGGCACCGCAUCGGCCAGCGCUGCCGACGACCAUUCCUCGAAUUCUUCCCUGUCGGCGUCGGAAGGACAGGUUCGGCAGCUGGGAGUUUUUUUGGACAACCUGAGACUCAGCAGCGAGGGGCAGAUGAAGGAAUCCACCGUCCCGGGAUCCAACACCUCCUUUGAAUCCUCGGUGCUCGUGCACGGGCAAACCGAGGUCGAGGACGUCCUGAGGAGAAAGACCGACGCACAAUCCCGGGCCAGGCGCGACGCGCGUCAACCGCAGCAAGCACCGGUGCUGUCGAGCCGGGAUUCGUCGGGAUCGCGGCCCCUCUUUAUGGAAUACUCGAACGAUUCGUUUUUGAACACGCGGGGACCGACCGGCAGCCUUCUCAUGACCUUUUCCCAGGACAGCGCGGAUUACAUCCAGCAGCAGCAGCAACAACAACAACAACAACAGAGCCCGGCGGGCAAUCGAAUGGACGCGACGAAAUCUCCGAGGUUGUCGCCUGGUCCACCCCACCACCUGCCUCCGCUCUACUCGACAGCCACGCCUUCUAGCAUUUCCAGCGGGUACAAACAGCAAGCAAACAGGCAGCGACGGUGGACCGGAGAUGGAUCGGAAUCCAAGCCGUACAACCAAGGUGCACCCGGUGCGAGUGGCAGCAGGAACUAUACAAAGUCCACCAUUGAUCAGAGCAGCAGCGACGAACGGGCCAAGCAACAACAAGAAAUAGGGCUGUUUUCGCAGUUUGCCACGGGAACCAACGACAACGACGGUGCCACCCUGCAAUCUCGUCGAAAGAAGCAAGUCAGCUACCGGCAACUGAGAAAACAACACAUCCGGCAAGAGUCUGGAGAAGAUUCUUCCUCCCAGGCGCUGCCGGAUCCAUCGCACUCCAAUUUCUUCCAGCCCCCGCUCGCGCCAUCCCUGUCGCAGCAAUCCCUAUCGCAACAUUCGACGGACGUGAGCUACGACUCCGAAGCCACAUCGACCACCCAGAAUUCUGCUCCCUUGCCCCGGGGUCCGAUCCACGGACAGGAGCAAGGCCUACCCGCUGCUGCGGGGGCUUCCCACCAGCAGCAUCCUUCCGGCAUGCUCUGGCUACGAAACCGAUCGCAGAAAAAGACGGGCUCGCCCAGCCCGGGCAGGCCGGGCCAGGCCGGUCCGGUUCCUCUCUCUGCCUCGGGGCACUAUGCGGCUUCCUUUGACGAAUACCAGAUGCCCAGGCCACACCACCAGCACCAUCCGCCACCCCCGUCGCUCCACGCCAUGCCGCUGCACACUGCGCCGCCGAUCCCUUGGAACAACACCAUGUACCAACAACCAACGGCGUACUACGCUCCCGGAAACACCCACCGGCGCGUGUACAGCGAGGUCCCGAUGCUGCUGGACCCGCGCUUUCAGCACGACCCGUACCACCUCCAUCACCACCAACAAUACGGCCACACCCGAAACCGUUCCGUAGCAAGCCCGCAGUACGAGCAGUCUCCCGUCGUCGGCGCCGACGGCACUUUCAGCGAGCCCUACCAGGUGUUUUAUGGAUCGGCUGCUCCCGACGUGGAGUCGCACGCCGUGCCCAAUCCGCAAUUUUUCGUGGACAACCUCAAGCCGCCGAAUCGCAACCACAGCCAGAGCUACGAUUCUCUGUUGCACAGGGCCAGCAGCGGUGAGCUAAGCUCGAAGGAAGUAGCACAAGGGGGGCAGGAGCAGGACGAUCAAGACCUAGAGCGCAGAAAUUCCAACGUGGUAGAAGACUGCUCUUCGUACUCGGUCUCGAGCCACACGAGCGACGAUUCCAUCGAAAACGAACGAAACAUUCACCACUUGCACGACAAUUCGUGCCACGACAAUCGGGUGAUUCGACACCAUCACCUCGAUAACCCGCAAGCAAAAUUCGACAGGCGUCAGUUCCUUCCAAAAACCUCGAGCAUUUACGGCAACAUCGGCGGCGAGAGCAAGUGUCCGACCUUUGUUUGUCCCAAUUGCAACACACGCCAGAGACAAUUCUUCACGGUAUCGAGCGCUCCCAAAAACAACGAGAGCGCUGGGUUGUUCAUUUCUCUGGGUUUUGCGACGUACGUUUUUGCGUCGCUCUAUAUUUUUGGGCUGCAGGAAGGAUGGGGAAAGCUCGAUUGCAUUUAUUUUGCGGUGAUCACUCUUACCACCGCUGGACUGGGAGAUCUCGUGCCGACUUCGAACGGGGCAAAGAUCAUUUGCAGCAUCUAUAUCUACUUUGGCGUCGCGUUCAUUGGUUUGUUGCUCGGUUCGUACAUUGCGAGUAUGCUGGACGAGCGAUCCUAUCGGGAGGCAAUUGCCAACCAGAUCCGGGCGUGCCCCAAUUGCACGAGGAUCAGGAACAUUCGGUACGCUUCGGAAAGGCGCAGGGCGGCCUUUGGUCCGGUCUCAAACAACAAGGUCAGCAUGGAGCGCGUGGCACAGAUGCACGCCUCCACGCUGCACAGAGAUCCCAAGCCGGUGCGGCGUGCCGAAGAAGCACCAAACCUGCUUCCGCCGGGAAGACAGCACCCGAUGGAGCGAAACAAGGUGGAUCUCUCCACUACUCCAAAAUCGCCUUCGGGAUUUGAUUCCAUGUCUCCCAGCUUUCGUCGGCAACUACUGGGUUCCCCGAUGACGUCUCAGAUCCUGCUCCGCCAGAGCCAUACGAGGCACGGCUCGAUGGACCUUCGCAAGGACAACAAUUUCGGCUCUGCGAGCCACUUGAAAGGCGGCCUGAAUCGUUCCUUUCAUGAUUCCCCGAACUCCUCUGUUUCGCCGCAAAGCGGGCUGAGCGUUGGAGCCGGGCGUUUCCGAAACAACUCCGCGGACAUUCACAUUCCCGCCACCGUGAACGAAGGAGCACAAUCCAAUUACGGCACAAACAACACGGCGUCGCCGAUGCCUCCAACGCCAGAACCGCCUCUAGAGGCAAAGGAAGACAACAAUGGCAACACCAAUCCGGAGGAUCCACCACCUCCGUUAUCUGAGAUACCACUGAAAAACCACCAAGUCAUGGAAAACGAUGAUUUGACCACCGAAGACAGCGACUCUUAUGAUUCUGAUAGCCUGGAUUCAGAAUACGGCGUGAGAAGACGUCGCAAGAAAUAUGGUGCAAGAAGUGCAGACGCGGCAUACGUAAUUCGAACGUUGCGGGAAGCACUGGUCAAUUCGAUGGUAAUCAUUGCCUUUGGCUGCCUAGGAUUUUAUUUGAUCGAGGGCCUCAGCAUGAUUGACAGCUGGUACUUUACGACCGUCUUGUUAACAUCCACUGGAUAUGGUGACAUUGCUCCCAAGUCGGAUGGAGGAAAGCUUUUUGCCACCGUGUAUCUACUUGUGGCCGGAACAAUUCUCCUGAACAACAUGUCCAUGAUCAGUAUGAUCCCGUUGGAACUUAGAAAGAGACGCACCGAGCAAGCUGUCCUGAGCCAGUUCGGAGAUUCCCUUGACGACGAUGCCCUUCGUGAGCUUGCCACGGGACCAUUGGUCCAGCGCAUCAAUCUCGAACGCCAAGAUCCGCGUGGAUUAGACGAAUGUACCCGGGAGAUGUUUGCGCUGGCCAUGAUGAUUCGCCUAGGAAAGGUAACGGAGCAAGACAUCAACCAAACGUUCGCCGCCUUUCGCAAGCUGGACGUCAACAACGAGGGUGUGCUGAAUAGCAAAUCAAUCAUUGCGGGCAUGAUCCACAAACGUCGCCGCACUAUGAACAAACACAACAACGGUAACGGACGAACGCGAUACAGUGGUAUGUCCCAGGGGUAUGGCAGCUGGAUGUAUCCAGUUGCUCCUCCGUACGUCGAUGGCAAUCGCGGUGCCAACAGCACCAACAAUGGUAACAUCUAUGUUUCCCAUGCCGUUCCAAAUUCCCAGGGUCAUUCCGUGCACUAUUCCGAUCACACUCCUCUUUUGUCUUUGUCCGAAAGGGGCCCUCCUCUCCACAGCAACAGACGUCGAUCUUCUACAUCAUAUUCCAUGGACGAAUGAAGACGUUGUUUUCGCGGUCGACAUAAAUCGACAAGACAUAAUUUGAUUCGGUUCAUUUUUCAUAAAAUAUAGAAUACACU